AUGCGCGCCUCCUCCUCCUCCUCGUCGGGGCGGACCGAGGCGUACCGCCCACCCCUCCCACCCACUGCGCGCCUCCUCCCUCCCUCCCUCCGUCGGGGCGGGACCGACGGCGUACCGCCACUCCCCGAGUUCAAGGCCCACGAAGCACCGGUCAACGCGCUAGCGCUGGGGACAAAGUCCGGGCGGGUGUAUGCGUCGGGCGGCGACGACAACGUGGUCAACGUGUGGGCGGUCGGCUCAUCGCAGAGCAUCAUGACGUUGCGCGGGCACUCGUCGCCGGUCGAGGCUGUGGCGUUUGACGCCAACGAGGAGGUGGUGGUGGCCGGCGCACUGUCCGGGACGCUCAAGCUGUGGGACUUGGAGAGCCAGCGGCUGGCGCGGACACUAGUGGGGCACAAGGCCAACUGCAAGGCCGUGGCCUUUCACCCGUACGGCGACAUCUUUGCCUCGGGCUCGCAGGACACGAACGUCAAGAUCUGGGACGUGCGACGAAAGAACUGUAUCCAAACAUACAAGGAUCAUUCGCAGAUGGUGGGCGUGGUCAAGUUCUCGCCCGACGGGCGCUGGGUCAUCUCCGGUUCGGCCGACGCCACCAUCAAGGUCUGGGACCUGACCGCCGGCAAGCUCUUCCAUGAGUUUGCCGCCCACUCGGGCGCCAUCACCAGCCUCGACUUUCACCCGAAGGAGUUUGUCCUCGCCUCGGGCUCGGCUGACCGGACCGUCAAGUUCUGGGACCUGGACGCCAUGACGCUCGAGUCGUCGUCGGCGCCCGAGGCCACCGCCGUCCGCUGCAUCAAGUUCCACCCGUCGGGCGAGGCCCUGCUCUCGGCCUCGCACGACUCGCUCAAGGUCAUCGACUUUGAGCUGCUCGAGGCCGACGGCUCGGCCUCGGUCCUCGACGUCGUCUGGGUCGCCUGGCCCAAGCUGGCCGACUUUGGCCUCACCGCCGCCACCCAGCUUGUCGGCUAUCACUUCCACCACAAGGUCAUCGGCGGCUGGCUCAUCAACCUCGACAACCUCCGUCCCUUCCGCGACAUUCCCGAGCUGCUAGCAAGCGCCGCAGAGCCGGUGGCCAAGGGCAAGGGCAAGGGCAAGGGCAAAGGAAAGGCCAAAUCCAAGGACAAGGCCAAGGCCAAAGCCACAGCAAGGGCACAUGCACUGGCACAUGCAUCCGCGCCCACACCCGCGACCGCCCCGCUUGACGUCUCUACGCUGUAUCCUGCAGCGGCCGAGGCGGGCGCAGGCGCAGGCGCAGGCGCGGGCGCUGCCUCGAGCGGAGGCGGUCCACGGCGGGUGCCGCGGUCGCCGCGAGCGGCGCGGCAGGCGCGGGUGCCUUCUGCUCAUCUCUCGUCGCCGAGUGCCGGCUUUCCGGCUCCAGCCGGUCCGGGUGCAACUCUGAGUGCAGCCAGCGCGCACGCAUCGCCGGGUGGCGGCAUCCCGUCAUCGUUUUCGGCGCCGCUCGGGCUUGAUCCUGCGGCCUUUGUGCACGCGCCGAGCGGGGUGCGAGCCGGACGUGGCGCUGGUGCUGGCACUGCGCUUGGCCCGCUACUGGAGAGCGGGCCGCCAAUGCAGGCGGUGCUCUCGUCGCGGCUCCACUCGCUCAAGCUCGUGCGGGCGCUGCUUGCCGACGGGCGCGCGACGGCAGCGGUGGAAAAGCUGGUCGCUCUCAACGAUGCCGCCGUCCUUGUCGACGUCCUUGCCACGCUCAACGGCAAGCCCAACUUUUACUCGCUCUCACACUGUGUGGCACUGCUGCCGCCGCUCAACGAGCUCCUUGCCUCGGCGCUCGACCGCCACGUCGCCGUCGCACUCCAGACCAUCCACAUCCUCAUCGAGUCGUUUGGCCCGCUCCUCGUCACCCACACUCAGUCGCCAGUCGACGACAUCGGCGUUGACAUCUCCAAGGACGAGCGCCGCCAAAAGUGCGCCUACUGCCUCUCGGCCUUUGCCACCAUGGUGCCCACCGUCGCCGCCCUCACCGCCCGCGACGGCGACAUAGCUGCACGCGCCCACACCCUCCUCCUCUCGUUCGACGAGUACAUUCCGCAGUAGUCCCC
Messenger RNA from Thecamonas trahens ATCC 50062, 2057 nucleotides. Its product is annotated as katanin p80 WD40-containing subunit B1. The transcript has 2 exons. Gene Ontology annotation, molecular function: microtubule binding. The record is from RefSeq and is a predicted model, not a curated record. Lineage: Eukaryota; Apusomonadida; Apusomonadidae. Bases 1 to 2052 code for a protein of 683 amino acids. Gene Ontology annotation, cellular component: katanin complex. Gene Ontology annotation, biological process: microtubule severing; microtubule depolymerization.